Quercus robur (English oak) is the source of this 600-nucleotide messenger RNA. Its product is annotated as F-box protein CPR1-like. The coding region runs from base 1 to 600 and encodes 199 amino acids. The record is from RefSeq and is a predicted model, not a curated record. The transcript has a single exon. Lineage: Eukaryota; Viridiplantae; Streptophyta; Magnoliopsida; Fagales; Fagaceae.
AUGAACUCUGUUUCUAUUGAUCAUUCAAACAUCACAUUGCUAGAUUAUUGUAAUUUUGCGUUCUUAAAUGGAGUUCAUCAUUGGUAUGGUUCCUCUGUCACUGACGACAAUGGAAAUCGUAAGUAUACUGAGGUAAUUGUAUCCUUUGACAUGAGACAUGAGGUGUGUGGAUUAAUAAGGAUGCCAAAUGGGGUGUUUAAUAGACAAAGUCCCCCACAGCGGGACAGCACUGUUUUUUCUUUUAUGAAAGAGCUUGCUUUGUUCAAUAAUUGCCUUGCUCUUAUUGUUUUUAAUGCUUGUCGUAAAAUACCAGAGAAAUACUUCAAUAUAUGGGUGAUGCGCGAAUAUGGGGUCGAGUAUUCUUGGACCAAACAACUUGUUGUAGGACCCCUCGAAGGAAUUCGGAGACCACUAGGAUUUGUCAAGAAUGAAGAGCUUAUUCUACUGCGUGACAAUAAAGAUCAUACAGUAGCUUUGUAUAUUGGUUCUCAAGAAAUGAAGAAUCUUCAACAUUCAGGGCUUCCAAACUCGUUCUACCCACGCUGUGCUCUGCUCUAUGUGGAGAGCCUAGUUUCAUUAAAUAGUGGAAAUGUGUUUUAG